CUAUGCCAUAGAAAUAUAAAAUAAUGUUUUAAAAACAUGUGUUGUUUGUUUAUUAUAUCUUAGAUUCAAGAUGUGCAGUACUGAUCUAAAAAUAUUUAGAAUAUUUUAUAUGUGUUAGGAUACUGUAUAUGUUGUUUUAAGAAAUAGGUAAGAUGGCCAACAGCAAUCGACAAAUGAAAGCAAAAUGUGUAGUUGAAGAGAUACAUUGCGACAGGUUUGGGAAGUGCGAAUUGGAGUUUAAGAGAAUCCAAAAACUUGUCGAUGAAACUGUGAAUAGAAUUACAUUUGCCAUGACGGUACCUAAACUGCUGGACAAUGAUUUAGAUUUAAUCAAAUCAUGCCUGACUGAAGAUCAGUUGAAAUUAUUGAAACAAAUAUUCGCUCAGUAUUUUCCCAGUGAAUCGUUAUGGUUAUCCAAGAAGACCACCAGGUAUUCGAAUUUAUACUGCAUGCAAUCUUUGGAUAAGAUUGAAGAAUACUUCAAUACAUAUUCUACAAGAACAGAAAACAUUCCACUACGGGACGAAUAUGAGUUCAGUUAUGCAUUGCAGUUAUUAUACACCAAUGAAAACAUAAGAAAGAUAUCGAUCAAUAACAAAACGUCAAUUUCAGAAGCUGGUUUCAAUUUCGUACAAGAUAUGAAAUUGUUUUUGUAUUCUUUAAUUGACAAACUUAAAAUGUCUCCGCAGCAAUCGGAAACCAAAGAGGCAUAUUUAAGAAAACUCUGCCAACAUCAUCAUGAAUUGACUGACGAAGCUCACAUUUUAGAAGAAGAAGCAAUCGAACAAGUCAAAUCUAUGGAGGAAAAUUUAAAAACCAAGCUGAACGACGUCCUAGAAGUGAAGCAUAGAAGCGACAGCCUAAUGGAGGACUGUCGGGCCUAUAUCCAGAAAUCGGGGCUAAGCCACAGCAGCGCGUGGUCGGGUAAAGCUGCCAUACGGACUAAUCCUAAUGGAACCAUAUAUGAUAGGCUGACACAGCACUUAGCCUACGCCGAUGAUGUUGUGAUAUCAGCUAGGACAAGAGCAGCACUUGAGGAGUUUGAGAAUACCGCCGCUAACCUGGGCAUGAUAAUAAAUGACGGCAAGCCAGUGUACAUGCAAACAUCCAAAAAUAAAUAUAAUACCAACGAGCAACUAAAUUUAGGCAGGCGUACGUUCCGGGCUGUACCCAUCCACGAGCGUCAUCUACAAGGUAGUCCAAUUGGGUAUGCUUACGUACGGAUCGCCAGCGUGGAGCUGCCGCCUGAAUCAGAUCCAGAAGAGGAAGAUGUCAGCCAUCCAGAGACUCGCCCUGAUGAGGACAACAAAGGCCUAUAA
Molecule: messenger RNA, 1319 nt
Organism: Nezara viridula (southern green stink bug)
Lineage: Eukaryota; Metazoa; Arthropoda; Insecta; Hemiptera; Pentatomidae
Source: the annotation of a GenBank genome assembly